AAGCAGAAACUGCCUGUCCUGCGGGAAAUGACGCCAGUGUUGUUUUUCUGGCUGUGCCUAGCUAGCUAACGCGUUAAUCAUAAUUUAUUAGUUAGUCAGAAAGGCGUAACUUUGUGAAAUAACUAGCUAGUUGAGGGCAAAUAAACACCAUACCGUGCAGAUGGCGGACCCUGCGGUGAUGGCGGGUGGAUUCAGUGCUGUAGUAGGGCGUUCGGGCGGUGGUAAGGCGACGUCCAGCCCGGCAGAGAACUACCAACUUGCCCGGCGUCGCACCCUCCAAGUGGUGGUGAGCUCUCUGCUGACGGAGUGUGGGUUCGAAAGCGCAGAGAAGGCAGCCGUGGAAUCACUCACUGAGAUGAUCCAGAGCUACAUAUCUGAAGUGGGACGUUGUGCCAAGGCCUACUGUGAACACACAGCCAGAAUCACACCCACCCUCUCUGACACUGUGGUCACACUCAUUGAAAUGGGUUUCAAUGUGAACACUUUGCCAGUGUAUGCCAAGAGAUCACAGAGGAUGGUUAUAACUGCCCCUCCAGUAACGAAUGCUCCUGUGAUCCCGAAGGCCUUGAUCGCUGGACAGAAACGCACUCAUCCCUUCCACAUCCCCAGCCACUUCCCUGAGUUCCCUGAUCCUCACACCUACAUCAAAACUCCAACGUUUCGGGAGCCUGUGUCAGAUUACCAGGUGGUGCGAGAGAAGGCAGCCUCUCAGAGGAGAGACGUGGAGCGAGCUCUCACACGCUUCAUGGCCAAGACCGGAGAAACACAGAGCCUUUUCAAGGAUGACAUCACUGCCUUUCCAUUGAUCGCAGCGCGGCCCAGCUCCAUCCCGUACCUCAGUGCCCUGCUGCCCUCAGAACUGGAGCUGCAGACUCUGGAGGAGACAGACUCCUCUGAACAGGAUGACCAGACCGACAGCGAGAACACGCCAGGCAACAACCUCAAUGAUGAUCCUGGAGCUGAUAAGGAGAAUUCCAUGCUGCCCCCUGGGGGUGUGGUUCCGUCAGUGAAGGCCAGUGAAGAAAACAUGAUUGACAACCCAUACCUGAGGCCGGUCAAGAAACCCAAAGUGAGGAGGAAGAAGUGAGAGUUCACUACACUUAGCUACUAAUUCUGACUUCUAUCUGUCAGACACAAUGAAGGGUCAAUUGUAAGAAGCAAUCAACGGUUCUGUGCCUCUGUGAGAAGUGGACCCACGUGGACAUCUGGAGUGAGGGACUCUCACCUCAACUUUCUACGGGGCAAACACUGCUCAUUAUCAGAUUCUUCACCAGUACAUUCAUGAGCAAACAAACAUUUUACAAUUCAUAUUUUUCAAAUGUGUGGAGUGGUUCUGUCGUGAAAGAAAAUAUUUAACAUUUCCAAAUUAUGAGUUCAGUCAUUGGUAAAUAAUGAGUAGGAAAUAAAUGUUUUGAUUUGUAUUUUAACAUGUAAACCUUUCAUUUAACCAAAUUACACAUUAGCCAAUCACCAAAUACACAUGAGGGCAGAAAUCCGGCAACUUCAUUGUCCACUUUGUAUACAUGGAGAGAUUGGUGAAUAUCUAUAUUAAAGCUGAUAUAUAAAAACA
This is a messenger RNA of Coregonus clupeaformis (lake whitefish), 1570 nucleotides long. Its product is annotated as transcription initiation factor TFIID subunit 8. Gene Ontology annotation, biological process: transcription initiation at RNA polymerase II promoter. Bases 161 to 1087 code for a protein of 308 amino acids. Gene Ontology annotation, cellular component: transcription factor TFIID complex. The transcript has 8 exons. The record is from RefSeq and is a predicted model, not a curated record. Gene Ontology annotation, molecular function: protein heterodimerization activity. Lineage: Eukaryota; Metazoa; Chordata; Actinopteri; Salmoniformes; Salmonidae.